Molecule: messenger RNA, 2244 nt
Organism: Hylaeus anthracinus
Lineage: Eukaryota; Metazoa; Arthropoda; Insecta; Hymenoptera; Colletidae
Product: multiple inositol polyphosphate phosphatase 1-like
Exons: 9
Coding region: 122-1492 (456 amino acids)
Molecular function (GO): inositol phosphate phosphatase activity; acid phosphatase activity
Source: RefSeq, a predicted model, not a curated record
UUUUUGCUAUAAAAGAGGAAACGGUAGAGUUAAUAACAUUUUUAUCGCUCAAUCACACAGCAUACAAGGUAGGCGAGCAACCAGUUCUUGAGCAUUCGUCUAAACGACUACACAUACGAGAAUGCUGGAUAUUAGAAUAUUUACAAUAUUAGUUGCAUUUGUUUGCGUCAAGGGUCGUUCAAUUUCAAGCGAUGUUGAAAAUAAUUAUUGUUAUCCUACCGAUGUACAUCCGUAUCUAAAUGCUGGUACAAAAACAGCUUACCAUCACAUGCAUGGCUUAAUUACAAACACUAGCGUACCGAGUUGCGAACCGGUGCAAAUUUGGAUGCUGGCGAGACAUGGAACUCGUUAUCCUGGAAGAAAGGAGAUCAAAAGUAUGAAAAAGAAAUUGUCAGAACUUCAAGAUGAUAUUAUAGACAAUCAUAAAAAACAUGGACGUGGUGGUUUAUGUAAAGAAAGCAUAAAGAUGUUAAAAAAAUGGAAAGUAAAUCCGGACCUCAGCAAAGAUACCCAAAAGUACUUGACGGAGCAAGGUGAAGAAGAUCUAAAAUUAAUGGGGGCAAGAUAUAAAGAUUAUUUCCCUGAGCUUCUGCAAUCUAAUUCAAGCAAAUACAAAUUCAGAGCGACGAAUACUCAACGAACCGUCGCUAGCAUGAACUCUUUUAUCGAAGGUCUUAUUGGUAAUGAAUCUACCACCGAUGGUGUUAUUGGUAAUACACCUACCAUUGAUAUGGAAGUGCUGGAGUCCGAUGAAGACACUUUAUUGAAGCUUUACAAAUUUUGUAAACCUUGGCUAGAUGAAGUGCACAGUCCUUCAACCAACGCUGAAGAUAAUGAUUUUGUGAAUGGUCCUGUCAUGAACGAAACAGUUCACGAAAUCAGUCGACGAUUAGGAUUUAAACAUGAUCUUCCUUAUGAUACUGUUUUGAUUAUGUACAAAGCGUGUGUGUUCGAAAGGGCUUGGUUCGUCGAUAAAUUAUCUCCUUGGUGCGCCGCUUUUACAGAGAAGUCGUUAAAAGUAUUCGAGUACGAGGAAGAUCUCUAUUAUUAUUAUCACUCCAGUUACGGGCAAAACAUGAGCAAUAAGGUUGGAUGUACGACGUUGCAGGAUAUGUUCGAACAUUUCACUAAAUUGGAGGAAGGAGACACAAAGAACGAGCCGCAAGGUAUUUUUUACUUCAGCCAUAGUACAUCGCUUCAAUUACUUUUUACGACGAUGGGAAUCGCGAAAGACACAACACCUUUGAAAGCUGGGAACUAUGAAAGCAUGGUAGACAGUAGAAAAUGGAGAACUUCUUACCUUGUACCAUUUGCUGCAAAUAUCGCAGCUGUUUUCUAUCGAUGUGAUUCUUCGAACAAAGUAAGGUUCUAUCUUAACGAGAAACCUUUGGAUGUAGAAGGCUGUGAUGGAAGUGUUUGUGAUUGGAAAUACCUAAAGGAGAAAUUAGGAGACGCUGCGUUUAGUUGUAACGUAGACUUCUGUAGGCGAUAAGCUCUAUAGUUGAAUUCUAUAGAUAUAGUGUAGUUAAUCUCUAUACUCUAUAUAGACGAACCACUCAUCAUAAAUAAUGACUGCGGCUGUACUGAUCAGCCCUAUAAUUUAAUUUACAUUUAAAUUUUACGUUGUAAUUAUUAGAACUUUUAAAUUCAUUUUUCUUGAUUGCAUGGAUUCUUGUAUACAAACGAGUUGAGAAAAGCUACAAAUAAAGAGCAAAACGUAUUUUGUUCACAGAAAAGUAUAAUUUAAUAUAUAUUCGAUUCAUUUAACAUCUACACAUUCAUCUUCUAUUUUCAAAAUAGUUACUCUCACUCUCAUUGUGAUUGCAAUAACAUGUAUAUUCGUAUAGAAACAGAUGAUAGCGACCACUAACAAUUUUCAUGGUCAAGCGGAAUACAUUCACUUUGAAAGUUUUGAAAGCACGUUACACAAGAUAUAUAAAGGUAACAUUCAAAUUGAUUGGUGUUGAAGUGAUUACCGAGCAUGUCAAGUGUGCUUUUGUCAGUGAUUGUAUUGAUGAAAUUACAGUGUAAUAACGUGUGUGAUGCAUGUGUUCAGCGCCGACGUUUGAGUUAUCCGCGCCCCGAUGAAACUUUUAAUACAAGCGCCCUUUUGUAUCCUCAUGAACAAAUUAAAAUCAAAUAUCUGAAUUUUAAAUUUCAAGUGAUCCGUAUCGAACGAGAUGUAACGAUAUUUUUUUACGUGACGAUAUUACUGUACAAGUUACUUCCAAGUGAAGACAUAAA